This is a messenger RNA of Volvox carteri f. nagariensis, 2706 nucleotides long. RefSeq lists its product as uncharacterized. Bases 1 to 2706 code for a protein of 901 amino acids. The transcript is spliced from 18 exons. NCBI's taxonomy places the organism in Eukaryota, Viridiplantae, Chlorophyta, Chlorophyceae, Chlamydomonadales, Volvocaceae. The record is from RefSeq and is a predicted model, not a curated record. Gene Ontology annotation, molecular function: phosphatidylinositol binding.
AUGGCAAACAAGGGCAUAACGGGCGAUCCUCUACGUGCCGGGGGAGCAUUUGAUGACCAGGAUAUGGAGGACUUGACUUCCCACCUAGCCAGCCUGCCGGUGGGUCGAGGCAGUCACGAUGGCUUGGAUCUUGGGGACAAUUCCGAGCUGUUGCAGGGCAAUAUGGAUCGCUUUCGGGCCCUGGCGGGGGACGACUCCAAUGACGAGCUCUUCAACAGCUACGGAGGUCUGGGGCUAGGACUGGGCCUCGGGAUCAGCGACUCAACCAUCAUAACAACCACCAACUACCCAACGUACGGCGACCUUGCCGCCGCCGGCAAGCCGCCGUCGUACGAGGAUUCCAUCAUGUACGAACAGGCGCCGCUGGGGAUGCUUGCCGCCGCUGCCGCUGCCGGAGGCGGUGGCGGUGGUACCGGUGGCGAUCCGUUGUCAAUGCGCGACCCUGAUGACCAGUAUCGCUUUGUUGGCGGCGGCGGCGGCGGCGGGGCCUCCGCCGCUGCUGCGGGCCCGUCAGCGCCCGCGGGAGGAAUGGGUUCAAAGCUGGCCCUGCCAAUGGGGGGCGAGGCAGCGGCGGCGGCGGCGGCGGUGGCCCCGCCGCCCGCCGGGAGCAUGGGUACAGGAGCAUCACAGCCGGCGGCGGCGGGGAGCGGGCCUGUUGUACGACAUCCCGCCGCCGCGAGUGGCCCGUCGGCAGCGCCUUCGCUGGGUCCCCUGGCAUUGCCCGGAUCUGGAAACUUUCGCCUGGAUGAUCUACAGGCGUUGUCCGCUCAGCUCCCCUCCCCAAGUACAGCCCCCGGUAGCUUGACGUCGCCGCCGCCGUCAGGCAAAGGUGGCGGCGACGGCCGUGGCGGCGGCGGCAGCUCGCAUAACGCCCAGAUCAUCACCGUCAGCGAGCCCAUUAAGAGAGAGCUGGGCGGAUUGUUCGGAAUUAAAGGCAAGUCGGUUAAAGAGUGGUUGGGAGUUAGAAGGAUUUAUGUUUUUGCCGGCGGUUAUGUGACCUACCUGGUGCAAGCCAAGGCUCGACCAGGAAAUGGAUCUGGACCCGGUCGCUCCGGAACCACUGUACGGCGGAGGUUCCGGGAGUUUGUGGCGCUGGCGGAGCUGCUGAAGGAGAAGUACCGAGGCUACUUCGUGCCCCCCCGGCCUGAGAAGAACGCGAUGGAGGGUCAGAGAAUGACGGACACGUUCGUGGAGGAGCGAAGGCUCGCGCUGGAGCGUUACCUAAACAAGCUCGCCCGCCACCCGGUCAUUGGGGCCAGCGAGGAGCUCCAAUUGUUCUUAGAGGUGGAUGGAGAGCUGGCGGACUGUGCGGCCUGGUUGGCAUUGAGACCCCCCUCAAUGGGGCUGGGGGGUUCCGUACUGGAGGGUACGGCAAAGUUUUCCAAGCAGGUCUUGGGAUUGGACAGGGCGGUCACGGAUCCCGUACAGGCAGCUCAACCCACGAAGAAGGCGACGGAUUUCAUGAGGGCGAUCAAGGAGACCGCCAGGAGUAUGCAGUCCCCCCCCUCCACCGCCUCCCUUCCCCCGGACGAGCUGGCUCUGGUACGAUCUCGCGAGGAGGUGGAGGCUCUCCAAGUGGGCCUUACCACGGCUAGCCGGGCGGCUGAGAAGUUUGUUUCCCGCCUGGACCGCUGGUCAGUGGUGAAUGGGGAGUUGGGGCUCGCGCUGUUGCAAAUGAGGAAUGCGGAGAAAGCGGAGGGAGUGGCUCUGGCUAACCACACCGGAACGCUCAAGCAGAGCGGCACCCUCAUGCACGACACGGAGCGAGUGGGUACGGCACUCGUACGAUCCAGUCGUAUUGGCCGGAAGGUAACGGGUCGCUGCGCCAUCGAGCUCGGCUGCCUGCACGAGUAUUUGGGUCUGAUGCCGGCCGCCCUGAAGGGCCUGCGGGCCCGCGAUAAGGCCCUCCUAACCGCCGACACGUUGCAAUCGGAUUUGGAGGCGCGGCGGAAAGCCAUUUCGGAACUGGAGGCGGCGGGAGCUAAAGUCUUUGGAGGAGAUGCCGCCAAGGCGAAAAGGGUGGUUGAGUUGAGCGGCGACGUGGCGGUGCUGGAGCAAUCCGUGGUGGCGGCGCAGGCGCGGUACGACAGGAUCAAGGAAGUUAACCAGCAGGAAGUGUCCCGGCUCCGCUCCGAGCUGCGGACUGAUAUGUUGGCCAUGUUGCAGCACUACGCAGCCAUCAUGUCGGCCUGCUCGCAGCGACAUUUGGAGAUAUGGCUGCAGGCGGCCGGGGAGCUUCAAGCCACAUCCGAUCAACUGCUGGCCGCCAAGUCAAUUUUGACGGGCGGUAGGGGACCGCCGGCAGCGGCAGCGGCAGCGGCAGCCGGGGGAGGGGGAGGAGGAGGAGGCGCCGGGCCAGUGCCCUCCGGGGCAUCCGCCGGGUCACAACCCCAGAAGCUACAGUCGCCGUCAGAGCGCUGCAACCACAAUAACCACCAUAACCACAACCAUCAAAACCAACAGCAGUUCGUGGCGGUCCCGCCGUCGUACGGCGGGUGUGGCGGCGGUAGCGGCAGUGGCAGCAGCAGCAGCAGCGCGGUGGCAGGGGGGAUUGCUGGCAGCGGCUUCAGUGGUGCGGUAUCACAACAGCAGCAGGCGGGAACGAAGGGGGGUUUGGGUUUUGGUUUCGGAUCUGGUUCAGUGUUGGGGGAGGUGGACCUGCAGGGAGGUGGCGGUGCGGUAGGAGGUGGAGGUGGAGAUUGUUAG